CUAUGAUUGGUCAGUUAAUUGGAGAUAAUGUUCCUCUUGAACCAAAACUGUGUUUAUUCCAUAUAUACCCAAUAAAUUUGGUCGUAAAUGCAAGAAAAUGUAAACCAAUAGACUUUAUUUUGCUACAGGCCAAAUGUGGCAUUGCAUUAAAGUGGAAAGACACACAAAGAACCUCUUCUAAGCAAUGGAUCAAGGGAAUGUCCUCAAAUCUUGCUUUGGAAAAACUGACAUUUGCUAUUGAAGGGAAGUUAAAAGAUUUCUAUAACAUCUGGACUCCUUUUCUACACUUCUGUGAUCAAGUGGACUUGACAGCAGAAUAAUUUGGGAGCUGAGCAUAAGGUUUAAAAGAAGAAAAAUGGAUAAGACAUUCGUAAAACCAGGACAAAGCAGCUGGAGCAGCGUGGAUACAUCUGCUAACUUUGCAGGUGAAUCCAGCAGCCUCCUGACUGAAGAGCAGUUACAGUGUUCUAUCUGUCUGGAAGUGUUCACUGAUCCCGUCACCACUCCAUGUGGACACAACUUCUGCAAGAGCUGCAUUACACAAUGCUGGGAUACGAGUGAACACUGCCAUUGUCCAUAUUGUAAUGAGAAAUUCACCAUAAGACCUGAACACAAGAUUAAUAUAACACUGAGAGAUGUUGCAGAUAACUUCAAGAAGAGAAGCAAAGAGCCUCCUGAGAGUUUGGAGGUUCUCUGUGACGUCUGCACUGGUGUGAAGCAGAAGGCUGUAAAAUCCUGUCUGGAUUGUGGUGUGACUUUCUGUUCAUCUCAUUUAGAGCCUCAUAUUAAUGUUCAGAGAUAUAAGAAACACAAACUAAUAAAUGCAGUGAAGAACCUGGAGAUGUACAUGUGCCAGAAGCACGAGAGACCUCUGGAGCUCUUCUGUAGAGACGAUCAGAUGUAUCUGUGUCAGUUCUGCACUGAGGGAGAACAUAGGGAUCACAAUGUUAUUCUGUUAGAGGAGGAGAGUGGACAGAAGAAGAUUCAGCUGCAGAAAACACAGACAGAGCUGCAGCAGAUGAUCCAGGAGCGACUGAAGAAGAUCCAGGAGAUUAAUCACUCAGUAGAGCUCAGUAAAAGAAACAUGGAGAAAGAGAAAUCAGACAGUGUUGAAGUUUUCACUGCUCUGAUUCGCUCCAUUGAGAGGAGUCAGGCUGAGCUGCUGGAGGUGAUGGAGGAGAAUCAGAAAGCAGCAGAGAAGCAGGCUGAAGGACUCAUUAAAGAGCUGGAACAGGAAAUCGAGGAGCUAAAGAGGAGAGACACUGAGCUGGAGCAGUUCUCACACACUGAAGAUCAUCUCCACCUCCUAAAGAUUUACCCGUCACUGUGCAUCGCUUCACACACCAAGAACUGGUCUGAGAUCAGCAUUAACACUGACCUGAGUGUGGACGUUCUGAGGACGGCUCUGUCUCGGAUUCAGGAGACUCUGAAUGAGAAACUCAGUGUGACUCUGAAUGAGAAGUUGAGAGAAACAGUCUCCACAGAACUGAAGAGGAUUCAGCAGUAUGCAGUGGAUGUGACUCUGGACCCUGAUACAGCUCAUCCAUAUCUUGUCUUCAGUGAUGAAGGAAAACAAGUCAUGUGUGGAGACACAAAGCAGAAACUCCCAGGCACCCCGAAAAGAUUUAUAUAUUACAUCACGGUCCUGGGAAAGCAGGGUUUCUCCUCAGGGAGGUUUUACUAUGAGGUGCAGGUCAGCGGGAAGACUAAGUGGAGUUUAGGAGUGGUCAGAGAAUCUAUUAAUAGGAAGGGAGAGAUUGAUUCAUUUAAACCUCAGACUGGAUUCUGGACCGUGGCUCUGAGGAAUGGGAACGAGUAUGAGGCUUGGGAUGAUCCCUGUGUCUCUCUCUCCCUGAGCGAAAAGCCCCAGAAAAUAGGAGUGUUUGUGGAUUAUGAGGAGGGUCUGGUCUCCUUUUAUGAUGUUGAGGCCAGGUCUCAUAUCUACUCUUUCACUGGUCAGACCUUCACUGAGAAACUCUAUCCAUACUUCAGUCCUGGUUUGAAUGACGGAGGUAAAAACUCAGCACCACUGAUCAUCUCUCGUGUGUUAAAGACUGAUUAAAUUCUCACCUCAAUCAAUUAUAUGAAAUGACUGGAAUGAAAGACACUGGGUUUUAUUUAUCAGGUUUAAGUUGUGAAAAUGUUUUGUUGACCAAACCAAGAAAACAUUUCACUGCUCAUAAGCAUAUAGUGACACCAACAAAACUCUUUAAAUGGUCAAUCCCAGAGAGCUAAAAGUGUGAAAUGGCAAUAAAUCUGCUAACAGGAAAAAUACUUUUCUCAGAGGCAGAAAUGAAAGUUUAUAAAAUAUAAAAAAUAAUAUAAUUUAUCAGUAUAACAGAUCGUAUAAGAAAUCUUGAAUCUAGACUUUAAAUAUAGAAAAGGUGAAUUAUGUGUGAAGUAAAUCUUUUAGAAAGAAAAUGGUUUAACAUGAAAUCCGUGAGAGAGAAAUACAUAUCAGCACUGAACCCAGGUGACCAUGAACACCAAGUACAACAUACAGGACACUGCUGGGUUCAGUUCUAUUUGCCAGAAGUCUCUCGUGCUGAGAAACUAUAUAUAUAUUUUUAUUUUCUGUUGCUUUAAUGGAAUGUUAACACUGAUAUCACUUUGAAUGAGGUGAACAUGUUCAUUAUUCUGUUUACCUGCUCAUGUCUGAUGCUUGCUUGUUAGUGCCUUUUAGGUUUGCUCUUGGUUUGUGAAUAUUAAAUAUCCUGUGUAUGA
Tachysurus vachellii is the source of this 2724-nucleotide messenger RNA. Its product is annotated as E3 ubiquitin-protein ligase TRIM39-like. NCBI's taxonomy places the organism in Eukaryota, Metazoa, Chordata, Actinopteri, Siluriformes, Bagridae. The record is from RefSeq and is a predicted model, not a curated record. Gene Ontology annotation, molecular function: protein binding; zinc ion binding. The coding region runs from base 356 to 2062 and encodes 568 amino acids. The transcript has 8 exons.